AUGGGUAGCAAGGCCCCAAAGAGCGUACGCAUUGGCGUUGAUGUCGGUAAGCCUGGAAAGCCUGUAUCAUUCACAAGAGCAGCAUUGACAACGCUAUGCAGGAGGGACGAACACAGAUGCAGUAGCGAUAGAGCCCUCGCAACAACUCACACCAUCCCGAGGCGUACUCGCUCACCACAAGACUCCCACAACUCCGGACGUCACAGCCGGAAUCGAAGACGCCGUUCGUACCGUUCUCGAGAAAUCACAGCUCCCCUCAGAAAGCAUUGCCAGCGUGACGGUGGGGACGACUCACUUCAUCAACGCCGUAAUCGAGCAGGACGCCAGACGCCUACGCCGUGUGGCAAUCAUACGACUGUCCAAGAGCUUUCUCAGAGAAGUCCCUCCAUUCUCCGAAUUCCCACCCGGCCUAACGAGCAUAAUCAAAGGCUAUGUUGGAUACGUCGACGGUGGUCUACAUAUCGAUGGCUCCGAGGAGGCUCCGAUACGGGAAGAGCAAGUCGUGGAGAGAUGCGCGGAGAUCAAGAAGCUUGGCCUGAAUGCUAUAGUCGUCGUGGGGGCCUUCUCGCCGAUCGACGAGGGGUUCAAGCAAGAAGACAGAGUGAGAGACAUCAUCCUCAGGGAGAUGCCUGGCGCAGAUGUAAUCGUCUCCCACGAGGUGGCCAACAUCGGGCUUCUGGAGCGGGAGAACGCGAGUAUUCUCAACGCCGCGAUCUUGAGAUAUGCAAAGCGGACGGUGAAGGGCUUCAGACGGGCAAUGAAAGCUCUGAAGUUGACCUGCCCUCUGUUCUUAACGCAGAACGAUGGCACGUUGCUGGACUCUGCCGCGGCUGCCAAUAUCCCCAUUCGGACCUUUUCUUCUGGUGCUACAAACUCCAUGCGAGGUGCCGCUUACUUGGCUGGUCAUGAGACGGGCAAUUCCUCCGCUAUCGUGGUCGAUAUCGGAGGAACGACAAGCGAUGUAGGAGUUCUUUUGCCCUCGGGCUUACCGAGACAAGCGUCGGCCUAUGUGACUGUUGCCGGCGUCAGAGUCAACUAUUCCAUGCCAUCUCUACAUUCCAUUGGUCUAGGAGGAGGCUCAAUCGUCCGCGAAACAGAUGGCAAGGUCACAGUCGGACCAGAUUCUGUGGGUCACUAUCUGACUCGAGAUGCACUGGUGUUCGGCGGUAAAGUGACAACAGCCUCCGAUAUUGCAGUUGCUGCUGGCAAGGCGGAGAUGGGAGACAAGAAGGCUGUGGGCACGCUCGACUUGAGCUUGGUAGAGCAGGCUCAACAGCGAAUCAAGGGUCUGUUAGAAGGCGCAAUCGAUAUCAUCAAGACUUCUCCAGAACCGCUACCAGUUCUGCUUGUGGGAGGCGGCGCAGUGCUGGCCCCAUCUGAGCUGAAAGGAGCCUCGGAGCUGAAGCUACCUCCAUUUCACGACGUCGCGAAUGCUGUCGGAGCCGCCAUCUCAAAGGUCGGCGGUAUAGUCGACAUCAUUCAGGGCGUCGCGGAUCAAUCCGUCACUCAGGCAAUUGAGAGAGCGAAGUCCAUUGCGAUCCAACGAGCCGUAGAUGCCGGUGCCAUUCGAGAAAGCGUCAUAAUCGCAGAGGUCGAGAGCUAUCCAGUAACUUACGUCGCCAACCAAUUGCGGACCAUUGUCAAGGCUGUGGGCGAGCUCGAUAUUAACAUGCAGCCCGAGCAGCUCAACGACGACGAAGCCGAUGAUCCAGACCAGGAGCCAGAAGCGGCGAAGUCUUUCGCCGUAAAGAUUGUCGAUGAGCCUCCCGUCGAUCCUCGUACUUAUACCCCAACUGUACUCAAGAAUGCACAGACUGGCAUUCCAGAGUGGCACAUCACAGAAACCGAUAUCAAUUAUCUCGCGGAUGGCUGCUAUGUCUUGGGUUGCGCUGGAGGAGGAAGUCCAGCUGCUUCUCGCAUUCAACUUCGGGAUAUGCUUCGUGCAGGCUAUAAGAUGCGUGUUGUCGAUGCAUCUGCUCUGAAGGAGGAUGCUAGUAUUUACUGGGGUGGUCAUAUGGGCUCACCGGCUACUUCGAACGAACGACUGCAGUCUCUCGAGACUGUCAGGGCUUUUGAGGCCUUGAUGGAAUAUCUGCAUCAAGAUUCGUUUGAUGCAGUGAUGGGCUUGGAGAUAGGCGGUGCCAAUGGCUUGGAGCCUUUCCUCGUAGGGUGAGUCCCUUCACCUCAAUAACAUCAGGCGACCAAGUAGCUAACGCGACAUCUACAGAUCCUCGCGCUUCUACGACCGACCAGUAAUCGACGGCGACUGGAUGGGCAGAGCCUAUCCCACAUACUGGCAGACCACCAUCGCCGUCCACGCCCCGGGCGAGCUCGUACCCUGCGUGAUCGACUCCGGCGACGGCAAGACCAUCAUCAUGACCAAGGCCCCCAACGACGAAAUCGUCGACCGAGCCCUCCGAGCUUCCUGCGCCGAAAUGGGCAGCAGAGUCGGCAAAGCGGCCAAACCCACCACCACCCAACGCGUCCGCGAUUUCGGCGUCCUCAACACCGUCUCCCUGGCUUGGCGAAUCGGCCGGUGCAUUUCCCUGGCCGAGGCAACGAAUACCCUCUCCACCGUCGCCGAAUCCAUCGUGCACGAGGUCGGGGGCGAAAAGAGCGCCAAGAUCCUCUUCCGUGGGAAGAUCAUUGGCGUUGAGAGGAGAUUGUUCAAGGGUCAUUCUUAUGGGAGUAUCACCAUCGCAGGCCUUUCUACCGAUGAAGAAGACGAACCUUCUUCUUCGAAUGUGAAACGUCUACCUGCUGUUGUCAGCACGGGUACGGUUACGAUUCCGUUCAAGAAUGAGAAUAUCUACGCGGAGCAUACGGAUGUGAAUGGGGAGAAGACGAUUAUUGCGAGUGUUCCGGAUCUGAUCUGUGUGCUCGAUACGGCUUCUGGGAGGAGUUUGGGGGUGCCGGAAUUUAAGUAUGGGUAUAGGGUUACGGUUCUGGGCAUCACUUGUAGUCCGAGAUGGUCUGAUACGGAGAUGGGACUGAAGAUUGGAGGGCCUGUGGCUUUUGGGUACGAUAUUCCGUACAAGGCUCUUGGGGAGUAUGUCGAGCCGAGGAGCGUGAUUGAGGAGUUCGCGCCAAUAUAG
Molecule: messenger RNA, 3095 nt
Organism: Lecanosticta acicola
Lineage: Eukaryota; Fungi; Ascomycota; Dothideomycetes; Mycosphaerellales; Mycosphaerellaceae
Source: the annotation of a GenBank genome assembly